ACAGUCAAGUUGCAUAGCUUUAUCCAACUAGUUCAGGAGCUAGGUAGCGCCGCUGUGCAGCCUUGCCUUCCUGCCGACGUGCACUUCCCCCACUCUCCCUCCAGCCGGCUAGCCGCAGCGUUAGUCCGCUACAUAAAAUGAAGCGACCAUCAGCAUUUCGGGAAGCUGUGGGGCUCUUUGGAUUUUGCUGAUGUACGAGGAGACAUCAUUGUUUUGUAAAGAUCUCUGUCAAGGAGGUCAAAAUCAGUAAGGGGUAUGGACGAGCAGAAAUCAAACUGCGAGGAGAAUGACUCUGAACCAACAGCUGAUGACAGUGCCCCUUCAAAGCAGCAUGUCUCCUCUGAAGAGGAGUCGAAAACCCUUCCUGCUCCUGACGACGUGUCAGGUGCUCCUGCUGCCUCUUCCAAUCCACCUAUAGAGAGCAUUCGAGCCUGUGCGCUUUGUAACUGUGUGGAAAGGAGCCUGCAUGGACAGAGGGAACUGAGACACUUUGGGCCCUCUUCUGAGCAGCAGACCCUCAAGCCAUCAACUUCCCCACUGCCACAGCCUGGGAAUGAUGAUCUGUCUUCCAUUGGAUUUUCUCACUCACCAUGUUUGGCAGCACUCUUUAAUGACUCAGAGGGUUGUUGGGUUCAUCACUGGUGUGCAGCAUGGUCGGAGGGAGUGAAACAAUUGGAAAAUGAGGAGCUGGAGAACGUGGAUAAGGCCGUUAUCUCAGGGACACAGCAGCUUUGCGAUUACUGCAAAAGACUGGGUGCAACCAUUCCAUGCCAUGCUGAGGGCUGCUCACGGUUCUACCACUUCCCCUGCUCAGCAGCCAGUGGAUCCUUCCAGUCCAUGAAGCAGUUGGCCCUCCUCUGUCCAGAGCACAUAGAAAAGGCAGAGGAGUUGGCAGGCGAAGAGUCCUGGUGUGCAGUGUGUGACUCUGCAGGGGAGCUUACAGACUUGCUGUUCUGUACGGGUUGUGGCCUACAUUAUCAUGCGGCCUGUCUGGAGAUUGGUGCCACGCCCAUCCAACGGGCGGGGUGGCAGUGUCCAGAGUGUAAAGUGUGCCAGACUUGCAGACAACCAGGAGAAGACUCCAAAAUGCUUGUUUGCGAUGCCUGUGAUAAGGGCUACCACACCUUCUGUCUCCAGCCUGCUAUGGAUUCUCUUCCCUCCGACCUAUGGAAAUGCAGAAGGUGUCGUGUCUGUAUGGAGUGUGGUGUUCGAGGACUGGGGCUGCCAGGUUCGGCCCAGUGGUUUGAUAAUUAUGCCGUGUGUGAGGGCUGCCAGCGUCACCGCAGCACUAUGUGCAGCGUCUGCAGCAAAGCAGCCAACCCAUCUGUCACUCUGCAGUGCUGCAGCAUUUGUCACAGGUGGAUGCACAGUGAGUGUGCUUUACCAGGGGAACUUCCAGAAGCAAAGUGCAUUUGCCUGCUUUGCAAGGAGUACCAGCAGCAGCCAAUCACUCAACCACACACAGCAGUGAAACAAACCCGAGAGGCGCCUGAAGAGACCGUUGGGCAUGUGGAUUUGGUGGAGAUGACAAUCCAAAGUGAUGCAGACAUGGUGACAGAAGAGCACACAGACUUAUCACUCAAAGAGGGAAAGAGAAGCACGUCGGAGCUGGACCCAGGUGAAGCAGAGACUGACAAAGAGUCACCUAUGGACUUGGGGGCAGAGUCUGAACCUGUUGAGACAAGAGAUGAUGGGAAGAAAAUUGCAGAGGAAGAGCUGAAGUCAGCAACUGAAGAAUUAACUUCAGAGGUUCUCAAUGCUGCACAUGAGUCUAAAGAACCUGCAACAGCAAAACAGGGGGCCUCUUGUCUACCUGCUGAUGAAGAGAGAGCAGAAGACACAGCGAGCUGUAUGUCCCAGACAACCCCUUCCCAGGAGUUUUCAGGAGAGAUACUCUCUAACAACCAUAAAGGAGAGCAAACAUCUGUGUCACACCACGGCCCUGAAAGUAUGGAGGUGGAGAAAGAAGAGGAGAAGCAGCAGGCCACUCCCUCAGCCGAGCAAGAUGUAUCACCUGAGUUAUUAAAAAGUGGCUCUGAUGGCAUGUCUGUCACAGAGACAUUAGGAAAGGAUCCACCAAAGUUACCAGCUUCUCCUGCCUCUGUUGACGAAACGGAGGAUUUGCCAAUGUCUAACCAGCAGGAAAGAAGUCCGUGCCCAAACCCCCUGUCCCCUUCUCCUCUUUCUUUAUCAGUAGAUACUCGAGAGGCCCUCACUGCUGUAGACAUGGAGGGGAGGUCACUACCUCACUCUGAGGAAGAGGAUGAGGAAGAUGAGGAUGAUGAGCUGAUGAAAGAAGGACAUAAUGACGACAUAAAGCAGGAACUUCUUGAGCACGACGUGAAGCCUGAACUGCUGCUGGACGAAAUGUCCAAUAUGAGCCAUGGAGAUGAGAGCAGCAGUGGCUUUUUGGGCUCUCCAGGAGAACCUGAUCCUCAGCUCUCCAUGGAAUUUGGCCUUGUUCCCGCUGGCCACUCACACACAGACAACCUGCUUACUGAGACCGAUGACUCGCUUCCCUUUGAACCCCUCAGAAGUGACAGAGAAAAGGUGAAGCGAAGAGGAUCCCCAGGCCGCUCACGGGUCAAGCAGGGGCGAAGCAAUAGUUUUCCUGGGAAGCGAAGACCUCGAGGGGGUGGUGGAGGGAGAGGGCGUGGUGGAAGGUCACGCCUUAAAGCCAUGGCCUCCUGCAUCGAUGCAUUCUUGCUAAGCAUGACCACAGACACUGGAAUAAGUAAGGAGGAGGAGGAGGAGGAGGAUGACACCAUGCAGAACACAGUGGUUCUUUUCUCAAACACUGACAAAUUUGUCCUUCUCCAGGACAUGUGUGUUGUAUGUGGCAGUUUUGGAAAGGGUACGGAAGGGCAGUUAUUGGCUUGUGCUCAGUGUGCCCAGUGUUACCAUCCGUACUGUGUGAACAGCAAAAUCACCAAGACGAUGCUCCGUAAGGGAUGGCGAUGUUUGGAAUGUAUUGUAUGUGAAAUGUGCGGAAAGGCUUCGGACCCCUCCCGACUGCUGCUGUGUGAUGACUGUGAUGUCAGCUAUCACACUUACUGCUUGGAUCCACCCCUGCACAAUGUUCCCAAGGGUGGUUGGAAGUGCAAAUGGUGUGUGUGCUGCGUGCAGUGUGGUUCCAACACACCAGGGUUCCACUGUGAGUGGCAGAACAACUAUACCCACUGUGGCCCCUGUGCCAGUCUCGUCACUUGUCCUGUAUGCAGGGAAAACUUCAUGGAGGAGGAGUUGCUGCUGCAGUGUCAGUACUGUGAUAGAUGGGUCCAUGCAGUCUGUGAAAGUCUGUACACAGAAGAUGAGGUGGAACAAGCUUCUGAUGAGGGCUUUGCAUGCACAUCUUGCACCCCAUAUGUUCCAAAACCUGUGGUAGUAGAGUCAGCCAUUAUGGCUUCAAUAAAGAUCAAAGAACCAGAACCCCAGUUUUACAGGUUGGAGGGUGUGUGGCUGACAGAAUCUGGUAUGUCCCUGCUCCGGAGCAUCUCCAUGUCUCCCCUACACAAGAGGCGGCAGCGUCGCUCCCGUCUCGGCACUCUGUGUUGUGAAGGAGGUCCUGAUGGAAUGGAUCUGAGGGAUAUCGAAGGCGACGGGGAGGAUGGAAAAGGCUGUGGGGAGCCCAUGGAAUGUGAACCCAAGAUGGAGAACCAUGGGAGCCCUUACAGAGAAGCUGGUGCUGAGGGGAAUGAAGGGAUGGCUGACUGCGAUGGUCUCAAAGGAGGGGCAGAUGAGACAGAGGAUAGCAAAAAGAGAAAGCGAAAACCAUACCGACCAGGCAUCGGAGGUUUCAUGGUGCGCCAAAGGAAGUGUCACACACGGAUGAAGAAAGAGUUCUUUGCCCAGCUGGCUGGAGAGACUACGUUAGAUGGACAGCCAAUAGAGAGAACCAUUGAUGAAGGACCCCACCCUGACACAGAUAACAUAAUGGAUCCUAAACCAGUGGAGGGAGAGGAACAAGCCAAGAAACGUCGUGGCCGGAAGAAGAGCAAACUAGAGGACAUGUUUCCAGCUUACCUCCAGGAGGCUUUCUUUGGGAAGACAUUAAUAGACUUGAGUAAGAAAGUUGGGAUGUUACCCCAAGGACAGAGGCCCAGCUCGGGCCUCGUCCGCCCUUCGUUACCAGCACCUUCAGGGGUCAACACUACUGCUCCAGAGACUGAGGCCAAGGAUCGUGUGAUGAAAGUUUUUCCUCUCAAGCAAGAGGGGGGUGAAGCCUUCCAGGCUCAGGGAGAAGGUGCAGGAGUUUCUGCACCAUCCUCAUCGCUGAAGGACCAGCCAUCAACCGAUACUCUUGACUCUGAUGCAGAUAAAAGUGAAGGUCUUCCUCAAGGGGUUGAAAGUCUGGACUCUGAGCAGUUCUUCAGGAAGGUCCUGGGAGUGUCAGACGGCUCCUCUUUGGGUGGCAUAAAGCCUAUCCUGGAGGGCAGUAAGGGAGAACUCAAUCGUAGCGCUCUGCCGCAGAGAGCUCUCCUCUCAGGGUCCCUGCCCUCAGCUGGAAUGAUGGAUGCCUUUCCUGGCCUUUCUCAGUCACCAUUCUUUGACAUGCGGGACCGAGGAGGACUGUUCAGUCCAGAUGGUGGUGAGGAGAGCCCCUGGGCCACUCCCUCAACCCCAGCAACCCCCUCUUCCCCACCAACCCCCACUGAAGCAGAGGGUGAUGGGCUUUCCUACAACCAGCGCAGUCUGCAGCGCUGGGAGAAAGAUGAGGAGCUUGGGGAACUCUCAACAAUUUCCCCUGUGCUUUAUGCCAACACCAACUUUCCAACCCUCAAACAGGACUACCCAGACUGGGCUAGUCGCUGUAAGCAAAUCAUGAAGAUCUGGAGGAAGGUGUCAGCUGCUGACAAGGUCCCAUAUCUGCAAAAGGCCAAAGAUAACCGAGCUGCUCAGAGAAUCAAUAAGGCACAGAAGCAGGCGGAGAGUCAGGUGUGCAGGCCAAUCAAAAUAGAGGCAGGACGUGUGAAAGCAGAACGGCCCAGCUUACACCUCCAGAUCCCUCCUCCUUCAGGCUCUACAUCAAUCUCUUCCCAGCCCAGCUCUGCAGAGAGCCCCUAUCCCUUCCCUCCAGAUUCAGGAUCAUCCUCUGUCUUUUUCUCAGAUGGACCUGUUAAGACCCCAGGGUCAGCUGAAAUCCGGACAGAUCCCUUAGCCAAGCUGCCUCCUCAGUCGCCUCACUCCCACUCCCACUCCCACUCUCACUCUCACCCAACUACCCCCUACUCCCAUGCUGGGGCCAGCCCCUUGCAGGCCUCUUCCUCAGGUUAUUCCGCUUCCGGCCCACCGGGUCCUCCUCAGGGACGGCCAGCCAGUCUUGGCCCCUUUGACAUGCAACCAGGAACUCCUGGAACCCCCAGACGGGCUCAGCAGGUUGACCCCUAUUUCAGAUCGCAGCUGCAGCAGCAAAAUCAACAUCAACAGAGUCAUCUACCACAAUCACAGCAGGGCUCUCAGGAGUCCCUAGGACCUCCAGAAAGUCCUCAUUCAAGAAAUGCUGGGCUUGGGGAAUCGCCCAUCUUCUCCCCAUCUCACAAUAUACACUAUGGAGACCCAUUCAGAAACCAGCAAGGGAUGGUUCGGCCAGAUUAUGGUUCAUCCCCGUCACCAUCUGCAGUGGCUUCCUCCCCUGCCAGCACAGGGCAGUUCAGGGCUGAUAUGAGUGCACCUUCUCCACGUGCCUCCUCAGUUGGAAGACUUGACUUAUCCACUGGCUCCCCUGCUGGGAUGCUGGAGUCUGGGGAUGGUUUAUUUAAGGCACCUAUGACACCCCGAAUGCACCAAGGGGAGGGUGGACUUCAUCCUGGAGCUUCCCCUAGCCACCCGUCUGAGGGUUACAGGCAGUCUCCCUCCCACUCUUUCUCUGAUCCACACACUCAGCCAUCGCUAACUCCAAGACCGCAGUCGGGUGAUAAUUGUUCCCUUGGACCCCAAAGACACCCAGGAGGUCAACAGGAACUAUGCCCUAGGGUGCCCUCCAGCCCACAGUCCCAAGGCAGCUCUCAGUCUCCUCACACUCCUGGUGGCAACUCAAAUGAUGGUUACUCUGUCCAGUCACCUGCAACCCCCCGUUUCCAAUCCCCAGACCCUUGUUCUCAGCCACCUUCACGGCCACAAUCCAGAGAUCCCUUUGCUACUAUCCCCAAACCUCCUCGCCCCUCCUCUGCCGCCCCAGAGGGAACUGCAAGUUACAAAAGCUCACCUCCUAACCAGCAACCUCCACCCCAUCCUACCAACACUUCCAUUGGGGAUCCUCUCUCUGGUAAACCAUCCACACCUCCUACUUUCAGCCGCAGUCCCAGCACUGGAGGCUUCCAAAUAACCCAACAACAGAGUCAGAUGUUACAGGGUCAGCUUCAGCAAUCACAGGCACAAACUCAGCAGACUAUGGGGGUAGACAGCUUCAGCUCCAGGGGGCCACCUUCCUCUGGAUCUCACGAACUGCAAGCUGUGCGUCCUCCAGAUACACCUCAUCAGUCGUCUUUGCCAGGCACCCAAGAAAUUCCUGACAUUUCAGCCGGGCAAGAUCCUGCUUUGGCAGGCCUUAGCCCUUCUGAAUUGGAGAAGCACAGACAGCGCCAGAGACUGAGGGAAUUCUUAAUAAGGCAACAAAUGCAAAGAAAUUCCAUUCGACAAGAGAAGGAGGCUGCUGCGGCUGCUGGCAGUGCAUCCCCCGGCUGGGCUGGAGGGGAGAUAGGAGCCUUUCAACAAGACAAGGUCCACAGAGCACCACCACCCUAUCCACAGGAUCGUGUUGCUGCUACUACUGCUGGAGCUCAGGCUUCAGUAGCAGGGAAGAUUCCCAUGGCUAUUGGGGGUAUGGAGGACAAACUCAUUCGCCCACCACCUACAGGAACCCCUGCCAUUAUGGAUCCCAGUGCACAAAGGCCACAAGGGCCUAUGCGACCUCAAGGAAUGUUUCCUCGUCCACCGUUCCAUCAGCAGUGGCAGGCUCAUGCUCCAGGUCCACGGAGGUUUCCCCAGCCUGGCAUGGAGGCUAUUGGCAUGAGGCAAAACCUAAACACUGCUGUAAACAUACAGGGUAUGGAAGGCAUGGGUAACCCAAACAUGAUACAAGGACAUGGAGGAGAGACCAUGCAGCCAGUAUGUCAAGGACCCCCACCUCAGUUCAUUGAAUUACGACACAACUCACAGAGGCUACCCAUACGACACCAGUUCAUGCCGCGUGGACCCCAGCCCAGACCGCGGCUUUUUUUGCCACAACAAGAGACAGCACCAUAUGGUCAACAACAUCCAAUUGCUCAAACUGAGGGCAUUCAAACAGAAGGAGCCAGCAACUCACAGCUGGGGUUACAGCAGGGUGGCCUUGCAACUUUAUUGCCUCGGCAGUCUUCAGGAACAGUAACACAACAGCCUCAUCUGCAUCCCCAGACAGCUAUUUCAAAUCCAAACAUUCCUGGCACAGAGCAGCAUCAGCUUCCACAACCCAGUGUAGUCCCAGGAACACAGCCUGCCACGGUAGAAAACAGCGAGGAACUGCCAGAGCCUGACCUCGAGGGGCUUGAAAACACCCAUGGAGAUGGAGGUGUAGAAGAUGAGGAUGAUUUGGCUCUAGAUUUGGACCCUGACAAAGGAGAUGAUGACUUGGGUAAUCUGGACAACCUUGAGACCAAUGAUCCACAUCUGGAUGACUUGCUUAAUAGUGAUGAAUUUGACCUCCUGGCUUACACUGACCCUGAGCUGGACCAAGGAGACCCAAAAGAUGUCUUCUCAGAUCAGUUGCGGUUGGUAGAGGCAGAAAGUGAGGCACCUUCAUCUUCCUCCGGAUCUGUUGUUGUUAAAGUGGAAGAGAAAGCCACAAAGGAGCCAGGGCAGAAGUCUCUCACAACAGCCUCUGGCACUGUAGGGGGAGUUUCUACCCAACUGCCAUCCUCUGUACAAACUGCUGAUACCGUCAAGAUCAAAGUAGAGGACACAGGUCUGACCCCUCAGCUGCAACCAGGACAGCCUGUGGUAAAAGAUGAGUUCGGAGAGGCUGUGUCAAUGCUUCUUGGUGGGAACACACCAUCAGCCAAGUCUGCUCAGGCAGAAAACCAGCCAGCUUCACUCAGUUCAGUUCGAUUAGGGGGACUACAGUACGCCCUGCCAGGUCAAGCUGAAGCAUUGCCUUUUCCAUCAGCUGCUCCACAUGCAGAUAUGGGUGGUGAUCCACUUGGGCUGCCCGAUGUAGGUGGACAACACUCCCCUGCUGUAGAUUUGGCUAAGGUAGAGAGCUCUUUAGAUGGUGAGCUGCCUCUGUUGAUACAGGAUUUGUUAGAGCAUGAAAAGAAGGAACAACAGAAGCAGCAACAGCAGCAACAACUCAGUUCCCUCCACCAAGGAGGCAUGGCACCUCAUUUUCCUGGUCUCCCAAAUCAACAGCCAAACCCACAAGCACCUGGGCAGAUAAUGCUGCCACAACAUCAUCGUCCUCCACACCAAGGAAUGAUGGCUCAGCCAGGAAUGGGGCCUCGUCCUUCUCACAUGUUGCAACAGCAGCAGCAGCAGCAGCAGCAAAGGUUCAUGGGAAGUGGAAUAGCACCUCCUCCUCACAUGACAAUGGCCCAGCAGCAAGCCAUGAUGAGGAUGGGGCAGCCAGGGAUCCAUACUGGUCUCCCUCAUCAACAGCAGCCACAGCAAGGGGUUAAACAGUCACCUCUGGCCAACAAUUUCUUCCCAGAUAAAGAUUUAGACACAUUUGCGACUGAUGACAACAUGGAUCCAAUCGCUAAGGCAAAGAUGGUGGCACUCAAGGGUAUCAAGAGGGUGUUGGCACAGGAGCCAAUGGUUGUUCCCCCUGGUAUUAACAGGCAACAAGUUUCUCUCCUCGCUCAGAGGCUAGCCUCUGCCCCCGGCACAGAUCCAGCUCAGCUCGCAUCUGGAGCACCAAAGGAGGGAGAAACGAGUGAUCCCACCCAGUCAAGACCCAACCCUCCCCAGUUUGUGCAAGGAAUCAUCAAUGAUGCAGAACAGCACCAAUAUGAGGAAUGGCUUCUUCACACUCAGCAGUUACUCCAAAUGCAGUUGAAAUUUUUGGAGGAGCAAAUUGGAGUUCAUCGGAAAUCUCGCAAGGCUCUGUGUGCUAAGCAACGCACUGCAAAGAAAGCUGGCAGGGAAUUAGCUGAGGCAGAUGCAGAAAAACUAAAGUUGGUUACAGAGGAGCAGAGCAAAAUUCAGAAACAGCUUGACCAGGUACGCAAGCAGCAGAAGGAGCACACCAAUCUUAUUGCAGAGUACAGAAGCAAGCAACAGCAGCAUCAACAAGGCUCAGGUCUUCUUACCCCAGGUCAUUCUGCACAGGGCCAACCACCACACAUGUUUCCCAAGAUGGCUGGUCAGAUGGUGAUGGGCCAGCAGGGAACCCCAGUAAUGGGCCAGCAGGGAACCCCAGUAAUGGGCCAGCAGGGAACCCCAGUAAUGGCCCAGCACCCUGGCAUGAUGCCCCAAGGUGGAAUGCCUGUCAGAAUGCCACAAGGGCAGCCCUUCAUGGGUGGAGCCCAGCCACAGCAUCCUGCUGUCCUCAGAGCCAGUGGCGUUAGUGGUGUAAGGCCCCAAGGUCCACCUGGUGCUCCAACAGGAUUUUUCCCUCAGGGGCCUGGAAUGCAAGGUGCAGACCCCAGGCUUCUUCAAGAGAGACAACUUCAACAUAGAAUGCAGAUGGCAAAGCUCCAGCAGCAGCAACAGCAGCAGCAGGUGAUGAUGGGCCAGCAAGCGAUUCCACAUCCAAAUCAACAGUCUGGCUUAAUUCCUCAGCCACAGUCUGGUAUGAUGAGGAAUCCACUUAUGGCCCAACAACAAGCAAACCCUCAGCAGGUUAUGCUUGCUAACCAAGCCAAUCAACAAAGCAUGUUGCAGGUUCCACAAGGAAUGGUUGUAGGCCAGUCUGGGGCUCCAAUGCCACAGACCCUUCCCGGAGGACAGCCUAUUAACCAUGCUCAAGGCAUGAUGCCAGCUCAGCCAGGGAUUAUUGGGAACCAUCCAGUUAUACCUCAGCAACAGAGGCCUCAGAUGAUGAUGGGACAGCAGGGCAUGGUUGGAUCUCCAGGUCAUCCUGGCCUCAGAGGUCCUCAGGCCCAGUUGACUCCUCAACAACAGAACAUUCUGGCCCAACGCAUGCUUGCAUCGCAGCAACAGCAGCAGCAGCAGCAGCAGCAGCAGCAGCAGCAGCAAAGUGUUAAUAAGAAUUUGGCCCACAUUCAGCAGCAGCAGAUGGUGCAGCAAAGACAACAAACACAGUUGAUCGGCCAUUCCAGCCAAGACCAAGGAGGGCACUCCCAACCCUCAACCCCACAGAUGGGCUCCUCACCUUCAGCAGGUAGUAUCACCCCCCAACCACAGGGAGCUACAGAAAACCAAAACUCAGCCCCCAAAGAGGGUGGGAUCCUCAACCCUGAUUCAAGAACGCCACCACAGCAGAUGGGUCCUUCCACUCCCAAUCAGACUUCCCAACAAGGCACUACAAAUGAUCACCAAACUGAAUUGGGAAGACAUCAGUUACAACUACAGCAGCAGCAACAACAAAACCAGGCUUAUAUGGCCCAGCAACAACAGACAAUUCCUCAGUCUGUACCUGAGCAACAAAUGGGUGUUGUUGGAAACCAACAAACUGGUGUGCUUCAGCACCAACAAGUUCCGCUCACUCUCCAAAGGCAAGGUUCACUGGGUAUGGACAAGCCUGGUUUGAUGACUGUUAAAGAGGAAGGAAAGCCAGUUGAUUUCUUAGCUCAGCAACAACAAACAGCUCAAAGCGCCAUGCAGCAGUCUCAAGAUCCUAGCAUGCAGCAGCAGAUCCUAGGCCAAAGCCACCCUGGACAGCCACAGCCUGUGGUAAUGGGGCAUAAUCCACAACAGCAAGCUCUCAUGGCCCAGCAGCAGAAACAGCAGGCCAUGAUUGGCUUGAUGAGAGCCCAGCAGCAAGGGAUGAUUGUACAGAGGACUGGACUCCCACCUGGACAGAUCCGCACUCCCAUCAACAUCCAGGCGAUUAUUGCUCAAAACCCUCAGCUCCGGAGUCUUCCCCCAAACCAGCAGAUACAGCACAUUCAGGCCAUGAUUGCCCAGCGGCAGCUCCAACAAGGACAGAUGCUGCGGAUGUCAAUGGGUCAAGGCCAGCAAAAUCAGUUACAGCCUCACAUGCCCCCUGGACAGCUUCUACAGGUUGGGCAGCAGAUGCCAGGGAUGGAAGGCCAGCAGAUACCUUACGGAGCCAUGGGAAAGCCAGUAGCAAUUGGCCCUCAGCAACAGUCAGGUAUAAUAGGCCAGCAACCUGGUACUGUUCCUCAGAUACAGCAGGGGAUGAUAGUACCAGGGCAACAACAGCCACAAGCAGGGGAGAUGAUGCAACAUAUGAUGAGAGGUCAGGUACCAAUACCCACUCCCCAAAUGGACCAGGGCCGUAUGAUAAGGCCAACAUCUCCUCGUCAGCCAUUGCCAAACUCUCCUGGUGAUCCAAAAAGGCAUGCAUUUAGUCAAGCUAUGGGUAUGCGUCCACCCACCCCAAACCAGAACCAGCAAGCACUAAUGGCUGCUCCAGCUGGACGCAUGCAGGGCUCUCCAUCCAAUGCGUAUUCUCCAAGAGGUCCCUUCGGCAUGAGCCCAGCCCACCCAGGAUCCCCCCACUCAUCCCAUGUCUCCUCACCUAUAGCUGACAGCAGGGCUGGAAGGGGGAGUCCAUACAGCCAAGUCAAGGCAUCUCCACUCAGGUCACCUGGAGCGAAGAGUCCUCUUGACUGUCCAGGAAUGAAAGUUGAAGCUCACACAUCUGCCAAUGAAACAUCCCAGACAGCCUUAGGUAUCCCUAAUGGUCCACAAAAAGGCAUGAAUGCUCAACAACAUCCACAGCAGGUUCCAGACAGCCACAUUACUGACGCACAACAAAUCUCUAGAGGAGGUGAGGUUUACAAAAUGACCCUACAGAACAUUAAACAAGAACCAAGAGAGGUUCAGUGUGAUGGUGAGGCUGAGGCUCAUCCUGGCGCUAUAAAGCGAGAAGUAAUGGGUGAUGUAUCGUCAUGUGGGAACAAUUCAGGCUUUAUUAAUGCUGGAAACAUGGCCGGAGACCCUGGGACUCAAGGCCCUAGGUCUGAGACUGGACAGCAACUUCUGCAGAAACUCCUGAGAACAAAGAACCUUCAGCUUAGUGCUCAGAGGCCCUCUGAGGGCAUCCACAAUGAGAUCAAUGGACACAUCAACAGCAAACUAGCAAUGCUGGAACAAAAACUUCAAGGGACUCCACGAAACAUGGAGGAUUUACAGUCUAUAACUAAAAGAUCCCCUGCACAAAAGCCAAAGCGCACUAAUAAGGCAGCUGGAGACCGAGCGCCCAAUGCACGCAAGAAAAAUAAAAAGGAAGAAGUUGGAAAAAGUGCAGAAGCCCUGAUAAAGCAACUCAAACAGGGUCUGUCUCUGCUACCUCUGAUGGAACCCUCAAUUACCGCCAGUCUGGAUCUAUUUGCCCCUUUCGGAAGCAGCCCAGCCAAUGGUAAAGCCCAGCUCAAAGGAUGCUUUGGAAAUGCAGUGCUGGACAACAUCCCAGACUACUACUCUCAAUUACUUACUAAGAGUAAUCUCAGCAACCCCCCAACACCCCCAUCGUCCUUGCCACCUACUCCUCCGCCGUCAGUACAACACAAGCUGCUGAACGGAGUGACUCCUGGGGAGGAACUGUCUGAAGGUCGAAAAGACACAGAGCAAGCAGAAGAACCAAUGGAUUCGGUUACAGCGGAGGUGAAGAGUGUAGACAUUCUCGCAGCUCUCCCCACUCCUCCACAUAACCAGAAUGAGGACAUCAGGAUGGAGAGUGAUGAUGAGGAUGCCCCAGAAAGUAUCAUCCCGGCAUCCUCCCCUGAGAGCAACAUAGGAGAUGCAACGCCUCGUUUCCCCCACCUCCGUGAGCCGAAAGAGGAGGAGACAGAGAGAGCAAUAUCUCCCAUCAUCCCCCUCAUCCCUCGCACUGCCAUUCCAGCAUUCCCAGAAAACAAACCAUUUGAAGCAGCUGAAAGCAAGGCAGUGUCCACAUCCAACCACUGGGACAAGGCCAAAAGCAACGAGGUGUCGGUUACCUUCAUGUUGUCCUCUGCUGCUGCCAAGAAACUGAACCAUGUGAUGAUGGCCAUGGCACAGCUGCUUAAUAUCAGGAUGCCGGGUUCGUAUGAGGUGACUUUCCCUUCCCAAAACCCUGACAUGCCUGGAGUUGAUGGGCCUGGGAAAGGAUCCGGACAGUCAGGGUUGUUGUGCACAAAGGACAGCCCGUCACCAAGUCAGGAUGAGUGGCUCAGACAGUUUGACGUUUCUCUGCCGGGCUGUACACUGAAGAAACAAGUGGACAUCCUGGCACUUAUAAAACAGGAAUUCCCAGAUAAAGAGGACAAACCAGCACAGCACUGUUACACGACGAAUGUAAGCGACCUGGAUGUGCGGCACCUUCCUGCUUUACCAAUGGAAGAAUCUCCACCCCCAUCGCCGUCCCCUCCACAUCCUCCACCAUCGGUCCCAGUUCCAACUGCUGAAGCUGAACCUUCAACAGCAGUUUCUCCAUCCCCUUCUCCCUCCGAUCCCACCGUUGUCAAGAUCAAGACUGAGCCUGAACAGUAUGAUGAGCCCUCUGCUGAGGCUGCUCCACCAGCUGUUGUCCCAGAGUCUGAGCCUGCUCCUCCAGAGUCAGUCACAGACCCAGGGACUGCCUCUGAAGUUCCAGAUCAAACCGCUCCUACGGAAGAUCAUCAGACUCCUGUUGCAAAAGAAGAGGACGUAGCCACUGAUCUCGCUCCCCCUCCUGAAGAUUCUUCUGACAACCUGGAGUCUUCCCCAAAGGCUGUAAAGCAGCGCAGGCCUCUCUCCCCUGAUGAGGAGGUGGUCCAUCCCAAGGUGAAAAAAUGGAAGGGGAUUCGCUGGAAACGUCUUCAGAUCGUCAUCACAAUACGCAAGGGGGGUUCUAAGAAAGAGAGCAGCCGUGAGGUGUCAGAGCUGAUGGAACGCCUUCGUAUAACUCUUCGACCAGACAAGCUGCCCAGGGAUAAACGAAAAUGCUGCUUCUGCCACGAGGAAGGUGACGGAGCAACAGAUGGGCCUGCCCGACUUCUCAACAUCGAUGUUGACCUAUGGGUGCACCUCAACUGUGCCCUGUGGUCUACAGAAGUGUAUGAGACGCAGGGCGGCGCCCUAAUCAACGUGGAGGUGGCCUUGCGUCGGGGAUUACGGACCCUUUGUGCAUACUGCCAGAAGACCGGGGCCACCAACAGCUGCAACAGACUCCGCUGCCCGAAUGUCUACCACUUCGCCUGUGCCAUCCGAGCACGCUGCAUGUUCUUCAAAGACAAGACCAUGCUGUGCACCCAGCACAAGCUCAAGGGUCCCAGUGAAGAUGAACUCAUUGCAUUUGCUGUUUUACGGCGCGUCUACAUUGAGCGUGAUGAGGUGAAGCAGAUUGCCAGCAUCCUGCAGCGAGGUGACAGGAUUCACCUGUUCCGUGUUGGGGGUCUCAUAUUUCAUGCUGUUGGUCAGCUGCUCCCCUCCCAGAUGGCUAACUUCCACUCACCCACUGCAAUCUUCCCCGUCGGCUAUGAGGCCACGCGCAUCUACUGGAGCACGCGUCUGCCUAAUAAACGCUGUCGCUACCGCUGCCGCAUCAGCGAGGAUGAUGGUCGGCCGCUGUUUGAGGUGCGAGUUCUGGAACAGGGCAUGGAGGAUCUGCAGUACCGUGACACUACUCCAGAGGGAAUAUGGGAGCGGGUGGUUCAGCAGGUGGCUAAACUCCGAGAUGACUCGUCCAUGUUAAAGCUGUUCACUGAACAUUUGAAGGGGGAGGAGAUGUAUGGCCUCACAGUUCAUGCUGUCAUGCGCAUCACUGAGUCGUUGCCUGGAGUGGAGAACUGUCAGAACUACCAGUUCAGAUAUGGUCGCCACCCCCUCAUGGAGCUCCCUCUUAUGAUCAAUCCCUCUGGCAGUGCUCGCUCUGAGCCAAAGGUCCCCACACAGUGCAAGAGGCCUCACACUCUAAACAGCACCAGUGUGUCAAAGGCCUACCAGAGUACCUUCACUGGAGAGCUCAACACACCAUACAGCAAGCAGUUUGUCCACUCCAAGUCGUCCCAGUACCGCCGCCUGAAGACCGAGUGGAAGAACAACGUGUAUCUGGCAAGAUCACGCAUUCAGGGCCUGGGUCUGUACGCCGCCAAGGAUCUGGAGAAGCACACCAUGGUCAUCGAGUACAUUGGCACAGUCAUCCGUAACGAAGUGGCCAAUCGCAGGGAGAAGAUCUAUGAGUUACAGAACCGUGGGAUCUACAUGUUCCGCAUCAACAAUGAGCAGGUGAUCGAUGCCACUCUAACAGGUGGACCGGCACGCUACGUCAACCAUUCCUGUGCCCCCAACUGCGUUGCAGAGGUCGUAACAUUUGACAAGGAAGACAAGAUUAUCAUCAUUUCCAGCCGCAGGAUCCCCAAGGGAGAGGAGCUGACCUACGACUACCAGUUUGAUUUCGAGGACGAUCAGCACAAAAUCCCUUGCCAUUGUGGAGCCUGGAAUUGCAGAAAGUGGAUGAACUAAGCAGAAGAAGGAAGAAGGGAGAUUUCCUCUCUUGCAGGUGCCAGAACACUCUUGCGCCAAAGCCUUUGAAUCCUACAUAGCCAGUGCAUAAGCUGAUCUGAAAGACAAGGAGGGAGGGAGCAUGGACACCUGUAGCCAAAGGUUUGAAGAGCAUUAAUCAAUAAAAGCAAGCAAGCGUCUCCGUCAACAGCAACUUGAUGGUGGCACUAACUUUCAUGUUUGGACUAGUGAAUCACCCCCCCCCCCCCCCCCCCCCCCCCCAGACUCUUGAUAAGCUUACAGCGGCUGGAAAACAACCCUCAACAUCUACCAAAUGAUUCCCCUCUGAUAUCAAUACUCGACGAUAAGCCAUUUUUAAAAUACUAAGAAUGAACUAAUGAUGCAUUUUUUAUGUUUUAAGUCGGACCUAUCACCUGUCCCACCUGACCACACCUCCCCCUUGCCUCCCAGAAAAGGCACUUUCCCAUCAAGUCAUCAAUGAAGACAACACGGAUAUUUGGCUAGCUAGACAAUCUCGAUGUGGCUCUGUAUGAGAACUGCAUAUGAUCGAUGGAGAAAAAAAGAAGAUGUAAGUUAAUAUAAAAAAUGGAGAUGCUAUUGAUCUGUGGCUCCAGAGGCACCAGAUGUUCUGACUGUUUGGAGUCCCAAGGUGGGUUAUUGGACCCAGUCUACCUCAUUGAUAUCGCGGGAAGUGACUGCUUUGUAUAAAAAAAUGUUAACUGCUACUGUGGAAAUGGGGGGGAGGGGGGGGGGGUUAUGGGCUUCUCGGACAAGCAGGGAAACUUAAGCAGCAGGUUUGCUCUAUCUACUCUAUGCUGAUUUACAAUAAUGAGCCAACAUUAUUAUUAUUAUUAUUCAUGAAUUGUUUAUACAGAGGAAUUAUAUGACAGUUUUGAUAAGAUAUUGCAUUAAAAUCACAAUCAGAAGCUUAGCGGGUGUCCUAUAGGCCACCAAAUCAUCCUGGAUAUUAAUGUAGCUUUUUUUUUUGUUCUCUUUAUGUAUGUGUCUGGAAACCAUGUUGUCAGCUGUGUGGAAGCACAAUAACAUCCACCUUCUAAGUUGCUUGAACACAAUAAUAGUGUGAGUGAAUGGCGCUAGUAUCCCAGGACACUUAGUCUUUGAAGAAGACUCUGAAGUCCACAGUUAACCAUGAUCAUGUUUCGCUUGUCGCGCCAUACAUUGAAGUCCCACUUUGUUGAAAACCAGCCGGUGGAUGCAUGACUACUGUCCCAUGAAAUGCUUUUUACUCUCCCAACAGGUCUCUUCACAACUCAACCUUAAAACUUUAAAUCAUGCCUCUUCCUCUCUGUAUACUUUAGUGGACUGUUGUUAAAUCUUUACUGUAGUAAGUCUUCCUCUGCCUGAGUACAGCCUGCAGUGUUUCUACUUCCCCCUGUAGUGUGCUUUUUUCUAGUGCUGGUACUGUCCUCUCCAGGGCUGAACUGACGGCAGGGAAAGACUUAUUGGAAAAAAGGGCAUUUGUUUUCAUUUCUAUGUAAGAUGAAUGAAAAAAAGUCUUUAAAGGGAGCUUUGAUUAAAAACUCCACCUUCCCAUACUACUUAGUUUCCUCCUUCCCCUAACCUAAGACCUCACAUGAUUUAAAAAUGCAAAGUUGUACAAACUGUAUAUAUAGUAUAUGCAUUGGAGGGGCAGCAACUCUUUAUUCAGCCCCUUUGUAAUCAAGAAAGUCAAAAGUGUAGAGAAAUAAAAUUGAAAACAACAACAACAACCACUGGAUAUCAUUUUAACAAAGAUAAAGCUGUAUAUAAAUAUAAAUAUAUGUAAAAUGGCAAACUAAUAUCUUUAUGUAUAUGAACCAGAGUGUUUUGCAUUUACCUGUUUUUUCUAUUAGUGUUUUUGCUAUAAGAUCUCAGAGACAAGUUUGUUAAAGUAGGUUUGAGAAACACGUCUGCUGCUCUCCAAUGGAGUGAGACGAGAGGCCGAUGUGACGACACAAACAGUUUUGAUUCAUGCGGAGUGUGGUUGAUUAUUAGACAUGAAAAUCACUUCUCGAGUACAGCAGUACAAUGGUGCAUAGCAUUUGUAUUUAUGUAAUAUUGUUUGUGUUUAAUUUUUUUUCUUAUUUAUGCUACUGCUUGUUGAUUACCAAAACCUGUCCCUUAAUCGGUCACAAUUGGAUUACUAUACUCUUGAAUGGAAAAUCUUGAACUCCCUGGAAUAUUGUUAGUGUUUUGCUUUUUUAUAUCUUCCCUAUAGAAGUGAAUGUGUUGGUAAACCUCGUGAAAUGGUUACUUGGCCUAAUGUUUGUUAUGAUGUAAAACUCAGUCGACCCCAUACUUAACCUGGUAAUGAAUUGCACUCUCAUAGUAUAAUGGAGAUCUUCUCUAAAGUGGUAGAUAUUGAUCAAGUAUCCGAAGCAGUGAUAUAUAUAAAUAUAUAUAUUUUUUGGUAUGUUUCUAUUUCAAGGGAAGACCAUGAUGAGACAUUAUGCCGCUCACUGGAUUUUAGCCUGAAUAAUUUUUAACUUCUCUGAAUCUUAAUUUAAGUUCUCUGCAUAUCUUAUAAUUUAAUAAAGUUUGCUCGAAAAAUUGACGUUUUUUUAACCUCACCUACUUUUUAAAAAGAUGUUGCAUCUGUACAGCAGAGAUACUUUAGGGAAUAUGAAUAAAUAUAAUGAUCAUUUUUAUUGUAUGUGGCAUGUUUUGUAUGGAUAUUAUUUUGAAUUGUACAUAUUUUUUUCAGGACGCAAGAGGUUGCAUCUCUUUAUAUACAGCUUUCCCACUCCCCUUCCCCUUCAUCUUAUUUCUUUGUCUGCUUUGUUUCUUGUAAAGGAAAAUAAAAUGCAUUUUAAAUAUG
Molecule: messenger RNA, 18367 nt
Organism: Labrus mixtus (cuckoo wrasse)
Lineage: Eukaryota; Metazoa; Chordata; Actinopteri; Labriformes; Labridae
Gene: kmt2d
Product: lysine (K)-specific methyltransferase 2D
Exons: 55
Coding region: 256-15549 (5097 amino acids)
Biological process (GO): positive regulation of transcription by RNA polymerase II
Cellular component (GO): nucleus; MLL3/4 complex
Molecular function (GO): transcription coactivator activity; histone H3K4 methyltransferase activity; histone binding
Source: RefSeq, a predicted model, not a curated record